Molecule: messenger RNA, 1649 nt
Organism: Culicoides brevitarsis
Lineage: Eukaryota; Metazoa; Arthropoda; Insecta; Diptera; Ceratopogonidae
Gene: Argl
Product: argininosuccinate lyase
Exons: 3
Coding region: 44-1471 (475 amino acids)
Cellular component (GO): cytosol
Molecular function (GO): argininosuccinate lyase activity
Source: RefSeq, a predicted model, not a curated record
UUUCAUCGUUCAUCGUCUCCUCAAGAGCUUCUGCCGAAAAAUCAUGUCAAAUUCCACAAACGUCCUCUGGGGCGGCGGAUUUCUCGAGAAACCCAGUCAGUCGCUCGUCAAAAUGAACAAUUCGCUCGACUGGGACAAGGCUUUGUGGCUCGAAGACCUUCAGGGGAGCGUCGUUUAUGCAAAAGCUCUUUUUCACGCCGGAAUUUUGUCGUCGGACGACUUGAAGUUGCUCUUGAAGGGUCUUGACGAGGUGAAAAGUGCAUGGGAAAAUGGUCAAAUUCGGAUUUUGGAGACAGAUGAAGAUGUGCAUACGGUGAAUGAGCGCGUUUUAACCGAAAAAAUUGGAGCUACUGGCGGAAAGUUGCACACUGGAAGGUCCCGGAAUGAUCAAGUAGCUGUCGAUACGGCACUUUGGCUCAAGAAAGCAGUCGCUGUGGCGAAAGAUAAAACGGUUUUAGUGAUAGAAGCGAUACUGGAGAACGCCAGGAAGUAUUUUGAUGAUGUUAUUUUGCCGGGAUAUACUCAUCUACAGAAGGCGCAGCCGAUUAGAUUUUCGCAUUGGAUUUUGUCGUAUGGAUUUUUCCUUCAGGCCGAUGUCAUCAAAUAUGGUCACAUUUUGGAACAAAUUGACCUCAACAUGCCUCUCGGAAGUGGCGCCAUCGCUGGAAAUCCCUUCGCCGUCAACAGAAAAUGGAUCGCGAACGAGCUUGGCUUCUCAAAUGUCACACCAAACAGCAUUUAUGCCGUCUCCGAUCGUGACAACAUCUCAGAUUUUCUGUAUUUUAUGUCGCUAAGUGCUGUUCAUCUCAGUCGCCUUGCGGAAGAUUUAAUUUUGUAUGCGACAAAGGAGUUUGGGUAUGUCACGCUGUCCCAUGCGUUUUCCACAGGAAGCUCCUUGAUGCCAAAUAAGCGAAAUCCCGAUAGUUUGGAACUCGUGAGAGCUACUGCUGCCUUGCUGCAGGGAAAUUUGACGUCAUUUUUGAGCCUUUUGAAGGGACUUCCGUCGUCGUACAACAAGGACCUGCAAUAUGACAAAAAAUUACUUUUUGAUUCGUUUAAUCAACUUUGUCUGGCAUUGGAUGUCACAUAUGGCGUUGUUAAGACCUUAAAAGUGAAUAAGGAAAGAUGUCAUGCUGCGUUGUCGUUUGAAAUGUUAGCCACUGAUGUCGCCUAUUAUCUCACCCGCAAAGGAGUUCCCUUCCGCCAAGCACAUCACAUCACCAGCAAAGUCGUGACCGUUGCCGAAACUCUCAACAUUUCCAUCGAUCAAGUCCCCUUAGCAGAACUGCAAAAAAUCUGUCCCAUUUUUGACGCAUCUGUGAAGGAAAUUUGGAAUUUUGAGAAAAGUUGCGAGCAAUACGAAGCCAUUGGAGGAACGUCAAAAACUUCCGUCAAACAACAAAUACAAAAACUUGCGGACUUUGUGCAAGUAAACAAAAGAAGUAACGUUGCAUUAAAUUUGCCAAAGUAAAUAAAGCGACAAUCAACACAGAGAGAGAGACCGAAUGUUGUUUGCAGAGAGAGAUGACGACGAUGAUAACAAGACAAGAACACAUUUCCAUUUUUUAAUUAAAUUUAUUCAUUCGACUUUUUAUUUUUCGACGAAGCUUUCUUGCAUUUGUCAUAUAAUAAAAAUAUGAAUGAAGAAA